UCUGGAACAAGAAAAACCUAAACAGAUGAAGAUAUGAAUACAAAAGAUUUUACGAUCAUGAUGCAGUAACAAGUUUGCGGCUGUCUUGUUAAAUAUUUGAAGUUCUUAGUUUUGCAAUAUUAAGAACAAAUAAAAAUUUCCACAAAUUUUAGCAUAUACUCGAAAUACGGGUUUUUUGUCAAGCUACAUACAUAUAUAUACGCGCGCGCGCGCGUAUAUAUACAUCUGAAUCAUACUUUUAUCAUUCUCUUUGUUGUAUUUUUGCACUCGAUUGCUUAUAUAUGUAUAUAUAUAUAUAUAUAUCGAUAAUGUUCUAAAAAUAAGGAUUCUAACAUAACUUCAGUAUAAUAAUAAAUACGGCGAUUGAAACAUUUGUAAGAUCUACGAAAAUGCGAAUUUUUAAACAGACAUUUUACUUUAUCUUAACAGAAUACUAGGUAUUGCAUUGGAAUAACAAAUUGAAAGUCAUUUUACACGCGACACAAUCGUGUCCGAUCACCUUUGAAGUCAAUCCUAACCUAAUUCCUUUCACUAACGUGUAGUAACAGCCUAAGGAUAUCCAAAGGGACCACUAGGGUCACCACAGUGAUGCCAGUGACGCCAACAAUCCGAAGUUGGCUAUCGGGACAGCAAGAAGAGAAAGAAAGGCCGCGCGAGAAAACGGAUUAGACGUUUUGAAGGAAGCCACGAGAAAAGACUGUAACGCGCGAGAUGAAGGUGGAAUGACCCCGACAUUAUGGGCAGCCUUCGAAGGCCACAUAGAUGCUCUGAAACUGCUGGUUGCUAAAGGAGGAGAUCCGGACAAGACCGAUUAUUUCGGCAACACAUGCUUGCACCUGGCAGCAGCAAGAGGUCACGAAUUUUGCGUAAAAUUCCUUGUGAAGUUUGGCUGCAAUAUUUGGUCACUGGACAUUGAUCGACAUUCUGCCCGAGAGCUCGCAGCCAUAAACGGUUGCGAGAAAAUCCUGCAGUUUUUAGAUCUCGUUCAAACCGAUCAAGAGCUGAACAAUCGCAAGAAGAGCCGAUUACUCCGAGAAAAAGCAGAAAAGGAUGCGGAGAAGAGAUUAAAGGAUUACUUAAAGAAGCAAAAGAUGGCUGAAGUCAGAGCGGAAAAAGAACAAAAGAAAUUCAUAAAGGAUCGCACAAAGUCAAGCUUGGACACGAUGAAUAAAUUGAACUCUCAACGAUCCGGAAUACUGACUUUUAAAAGUCGAAUGAAACCUUUACCGACAUUCAGCGAUAUCGUCGGCACUACCACGAAAACUGUGCAUGGCAGUACAGUUUGUCGGAAAGCUUUGGCAAAAAAGACCGUCAAUAAUUUCAAGGUUGUAGAGGUUGAGAUGAAUGGAGAGAAAUUCUUUCGAAGUUUGGCUGGUGUCCGACGGGAUUCUGAAAUUAUGUACAUGGGCACGUAUGACACUCAUUCUCAGCAUAUAGGCAGAAGAAGAAAGAUCUCCGACGUGUGGGGCACUUUGAGCAAGUCGCAGAGCACGCCCGAUCUCUUAGCAGAAAGAAUUUAUGACGAGGAACAAGAGGAUAAAGAAGAGAAAGAUUUGAAUGUUGCAAGAGACACUGUGUUCUUUCAGAAAUCAGCCAGUAUCUUCAACCGGCCGGGUUUCGGUUCCGUGGCUUUCAGAAGAACGAUAACAUCCACAUUGGACAACUUGCCGGUCACGGACACCCAAGUGCAAAGCUGUAAUAUUUCUGCCAAAAAUUCCACAAACGGCUCCGUGAAUAGUAACAAAUUCAGCCCAAACGGUCACAACGAGGAGAUUAGUAUAGGAAGUGCCGGCAGUUUAGCGCGCAGGCAAAGCUUGUGGGAUGAAGAUUUACUUUCGGAAGGCGACGAGACGGACGAAGAAUGGACACCCUUGCAAAGAUUCUUAGUCGCUAAUAACCUCAUCUCUGUGCAAUCCGUCCUAGAGUCCGAGCAAAUCGAUCUGGAGGCUCUGAUGUUGCUUACCGAAACUGACAUAGCAGCUCUCAAGCUUCCGCUCGGUCCCAGACGGAAACUUAUUAAUGCGAUCGCAAAUCGAAAGAAAGCACUGAGCACGCCGGAAAGCGUCAUAAAAGACAGCAAAUUGUGAAAAUGACAUAUAUCGUAUUAGUGAUAGAAAAGUGUAAUAUCUAUUACUGUCGAAAUUAUCCGUCAAAAACAAACAUGACAAUCUCUUACUUCCUAUUAAACAUGACAAUAUUAUGUAAUUUUACUCAUAAAUAUACAGGUAUGUGCGAAUGUGCGCGUCGUGUGUGAAGAGAAAAAAAUAUGAAUACCAAAAACAGCUAAGUAAGAUAGUUUCUGCCAUAACAAAAGAAACAAAAGAAUUCUAAUAUAAAACUACGCGCUAUAAAAUUUAGAGGGAGAGUCGCCAACUCAGAGAUGACCGACAUUUUAUAAAAUCUAGACCAACAAAAUGACAAUUUUGCAGUUGAUAUUAACCCUAUUAUAGUUGAGCUAAUGAUGCGCUGCAUUACUUAAUGAAAUGGUUACUGCAUCUUCCAAAGUUAAAUGAUGAUUACGACUAUUUAUGAUUAAGAAUAUACAUUUAUAGUCACUUCCUAAUUUCUGCACUGACCACGUUCUAAUAUAUUAUAACCUUGCUGUCGAGUCCAGUCAUAGACGUAGAAUAUAUAGACUGCACGUUUGGCUGAAAAGAUGUCUUUACGGUUGACAGAGGCAACAUACUUUGAACUGUAACUCUCUGUCUAUCAAUGUCUGUGAGGGCUUACUGUUUCAUACCGCUUAACCUGCCAUCACUCCUUAAUCUCUUUCAUUUUUCUUCAUCCUCACUAUUUUUCCACUACUAUUCUAUUCAUUCCACAUAUCUAUCCAUAUUCUAUUCUACUAAUCUUUCAAUCAACGAAGACUUCUUUUUCCUCCACUACUUUGCUAGUUAAAGAUGAGGCUACAGUUCACCAGCUGUCUCUCUCAACAUUGAAGACAUUUUCUUAACAUGGCAAAGGUAGGGAACGCGCAAUCUAUAUAUUCUACGUCUUUGGGUUCAGUGGGCUUAAGAUUGCCAUCAAGCGUCCGGGAAAAAAGAAAACGGAUAACUACCCUACCUCAAGGUAACGCGGGAGAAAUAAAGCAAAAUAUUUAGAAGAUUCUCUAAAACACCGGACGGUCAUAAUCACCGCGGACGUCUUGAGAAAAUCGCGGUCCGGACGUCUCCGACACUCUACAAAAAAAAGAUAGUAUCCGGGGAAAAGAGGAAUGGCAACGUUAAGUGGGCCGCUUUUUCCUCUAUUCAAUCAGAAGUGACCUGUGACGUCACGAGUUGGCGACUCUCCUUGGAGGCUGUCUAAUCAAAUCUAAUCCUAAUGAUAUAUUCAAUACAAGAAUAUUAAAGAGAAAGGAGAAACGCGUGAUGUUAUCUUCGUAAUGUACUUAUUUACAUAAUUCCUAAACUCUCAUAUACUUAUUUUAAUUAUAUAAUAAAAUUUUAUAUAUAAGAGAUACAUAUAAUUUUUCUUAUUACAUCUAAUAUAUUAAUUAUAUUAAAUCGUUUACAAAAGAUGUACAAAGUAGAAUACCAUGAGUGCGUGAAUGCGCACAUAUACACAUAAUUAUAAACGGUUUCUGUUUACACAGAAUCACUAAAAAAUAUUUUUUAAUGUCUUGAGACAAAUAAACAGAGUAAGACAAAAGAA
Molecule: messenger RNA, 3651 nt
Organism: Pseudomyrmex gracilis
Lineage: Eukaryota; Metazoa; Arthropoda; Insecta; Hymenoptera; Formicidae
Gene: Sans
Product: Usher syndrome type-1G protein homolog
Exons: 8
Coding region: 723-2087 (454 amino acids)
Molecular function (GO): protein binding
Source: RefSeq, a predicted model, not a curated record